GUCCGACGGAGGCUCCCCGCUGGCAGGCCGGCUCGCCCGCCCUCCGCGCGUCCUCUCGGGCCAGCGCGCGUCCCCGCCUGCUGGACGGUCCGGGCGGCGGGCUGCUGAGCGCGGGCGGGACCGCCUUCCUCGGCGUCCUCGCGGUGAGCUCCCGCCGGCGCCCGCCGCGGCUCUGCAGCUGGGGAGUCCGCCCUGCGCCCCGCUCCAGGCCGGCUUCGCUCCAGGCCGGCGGCGCGGCGCUGGCGGGGGUGUUGCAGGUCCCAGGUCAGCGCUGAAGGGUUAAUCCCAUUUAGCCCUAGAGGGCCGUGCCUUUAGUGCGGUAGACGCUUGGGAAGGGUCCCAUUUUCAGGGCGUGCGUGCGGGUGAUUGUGGUUUCCGUCCUCUGUGCUUUUGGGGGCGGCAGAAUGGUUAAAUCCGCCUGUCACGUUCCCUAAGGGUGAGACUGUUGGAGAAAGCAACGGAAGGAAGAGCCUCUCUCAAGUUGCCACCCAGCCUGAGAGCCCCCUGAGAAAGCAGGAGACCUAUGUGGGCGCCUUCCUGAGUGCUGUGGGCCGCUUUGUUCAGUGGAAUGAGCUGGAAUAGUCCAGGAUCUUGUGUGCCAAGAGGAGUUCGUUGCCACACCUCUUAGUGUAUAGUAAGUAGCCACCUUUACUGAAGAUCACCGGACCUUAGCUGCAGGAGCAGGCAAAAGGAGAAAGGGCCCAGACCCUUGAUAACUUACUUCCAGUGUUUAAAAGACUCUAGGUACCUACCCUUGCACCUCUCUGGUAUCAGUAAUCUGCAGCCUCAAGCAUGGAGACCUAGGCUUCUGUUAUUUCUUCUUGUACCUCUUUUGAGGAAAGAGAUAAUCUUUAAGGUGGUGUUUAAAGUUGAAUGGAAGGAAGAGAGUGGCUCACUUACCUCCUUUGUUUCCAAAUGUACUAGCUUUACCCCUCUUCUGUCAGAGACAAAAGACAAAGCUGAUUGCUUGUGACUCUUAGUCCUUACUGUAAUGGAGCAACUAGUGUAAGAAGUGGAGAAGAAGAGAUUAGCCGAAAUCCAAACUUAUGUUGAAGAAUGUUGCAUGUAAGUACAGUAUUAAGAAAAAUGCCUAGUUGUGUGGUUUCUUUUGUGAUAUUUAUCGUGAAAUGACCAUCUUUUGUACAGGUGUAUAUGAGUGCCUGUAAAAUUACAAGGAAACACAGACUUUUAGGGGAUGUACUCAUGUUAGAGCUUUUAUAUGAUAUGGAAGCUGGGCAUGAUGGCUCAUGCUUGUAAUCUCAGCACUCAGGAGGUUGAGGCAAGAGGAUCACUGAGAGUUCAAUGCCAGCAUGCGCUAUAUAGUGCAUUCAAGGAUAACCAAAAGUACAUAGUAAGACUGCAUCACACAAAAAGAAGAACAAAGCAAAAGGAACAUUCAUAUGGAAAUUUUGCACAAUCCAGGCUUCUAGGUGCAUCUGGACCCUGUGGAACUCGAGUCUAUAAUGCUGGGUGUUAGAAUAAAAGAAAGAUUGUAUUUGAUACUUUUGGCUGACAGAAUUAGCCUUUAGAAACUGGAUGGGAUGGGGAAGCAAAGGUACAGAACCAAAACAAAAAUUAAUAACUUGGCCUUGAAAGAAGACAGAAUCUUAUGAAUACUGCAUAAACACAAUGGCAUGGACUCUGUUUACAGUACAUCACUGCCAGUCUUACCUGUACCAGAACAGGAAGUUGUAGCUCCAAGGGAGGAAGAAAGUUUGAGGGGAAUUGUUCUUGAAGUCCUGCUUCAUUCUCCCCUUUGAUGUUUUCCAUAAUAAAUUUUAGUAGAACACAUCACUGUCGUUAGCAUUUAUCUUGUUAUGGGGGUUAGGGGGUUGGCUCCAUAUUGGGCAGAGAGAGACUUAGAACAAAAAGGGAAAAGGACUUACGUUGUCAUUGUAUCCUGAUGUAGAUCCUGAAACUUUGACCUGGUGUGGACUGGUCAUGUUCAGGAGUGACCACAGGCAGGUUGUUGUUCCCUCAAGCUUCAGCUGUGCAUAGACUGGUCAGCUUCCAGGGUGACUAGGGCAGCACUAUUGUCUCUGGCCUGAUGUCCUCACAGAAUGAGCUGGUUCAGGUGGUCUGGAUCCAGUUGGCUGGUCUGUGGUAGAUCUAAAACACAGUUUCUGAAACUCUAAUGGCAGUAGAACCAGACUAGAUUAUAGUAUGAGCCUAUCCCUUAUGAGCUCAAGUUAUUGGAUAUUAUUUUUUUAACCAAACAAUGUCCCCAGAUUUGACUGGGUAUAUUGAGUAUGUCAGGCUCAUAGACAUUUUUGGUAUACUGAAUGCUGAAUAUUCUGUAUAAGUAUCUCUUAAGUCUGUUUCAGAGACAAUUUUUGUAGUUUUUAGAGAUCAUUUUUAGUAUGAACUCUGAUUCGGGGUCACCAACCAAAGGCUUAGAAGGGCAAAAUCCCAUUGGUUUAGUGGGAUGCAUCAGAUAUAGAGGAGGCACAUGGGCAGGACUUGGUCUUAUCUUAACUGGGUUUCUUGGCAAUAUGUUUUGAGUUUACGUGUUUCACUUUUUCUGAUCUCUGUGUUCUCUAGGAUGUGUGAAACUUUUGUUUUAUCUUUACCAUUAUUUUAUCUUUAAUGUGGUGAGCUCCUAGACUAACUCUGCUAAAAAUGUGGGUUCAUUGUCUUGAGAUGGUAUCUCUUUAUUUUUUUAAAGAAAAAAGUCAGAAAAGAAAAAUGAAAAGCAAAAGAGAUAACAACAACAAACCCAAAACAAUAACAAUAUAGGUUUUCAAAACAGAAUGAAAGAAGUUUAAGAAUGGUUGUUAUAUUGCAUAAUAGUAGUUCUAUUUUUUUCAAAGAAAGAAAAGAAAAUUAAAAAAAGGUAGAAUAAUACUGAAUUCAAAAAAAUUAACAUAAAAUCGCUCGUUGAUACAUCACUCAUUGUUGUCUUAAAAAAUAGUUGCCAAAGUUAAAAAAAAAAAAUAGUUGCCAAAGUUACAAAAUCAAAGCAAAAAAGUGACUACACACUCAAACAUUGGCAGUGCAAACCCUUCUGUUCAAUGAUCCAACAGAAAUUAAGUAAUAUGGUCAUCUAUCUUAAACACUCUACAUACCAUUAUACCCUUUAGAGCACUUUCCUUCCCUAUCACUUUCACAAUAUCUAUUAUACUUUUUGGAUCCCGCUAUUGUGUCAGUUUUUAUUAUUUUUUAUGCUAGAGAGACAAUGUGGUAUCAGUAAAUAUUUAUUUUCCUAAUGAGUCUUAUUUAUUUCAUUAAUGAUAUCCUUAAAUUGCCUCCAUUUAGCUAUGAAGGCCUCAAGAUCAUCCUUUUUAUAGCUGAGUAGUAUUCCAUUAUAUAGAAAUACCAUGUUUUUUUCAUCCAUUCUGCGGUUGAUGGGCAUUUUGGUUGUUUCCAAAAUUUAGCUAACACAAAUUGUGCUGCUGUGAAUAUAGGUGCACAUUUAUCUCUGUGACAUGGCAUUUUCAAUUCAAUUUUCAAUUUUCCUGGUAAAUACGUAGGAGGGGAAUAGCUAGAUUGAAUAGAACUUCCAAUCCUAGUUUUUUGAGGAAUCUCCAUAUUGAUUUCCACAGUAGUUGCACCAGUCUGCAAUCCCACCAACAGUGGAGAAGUGUUUCUUUUUCCUCACAUUCUUGCCAAUAUUUGUUAUCAGUUGUUUUCUUGAUGGCAGCCAUUCUUUCCAGGAUAAGAAGAAAUCUCAAUGCUGUUUUAAUUUACAUUUCUCAAAUGGCCAAUGAUGGUGAACAUUUCUUCAUGUAUUUAUUUGCCAUUUGUAUAUCUUCAUCUGAGAACUGUGUGUUCAUUUCCAAUGCCCAUUUUUGGAGAGGGUCUUUGAAUUUGGGGAGUUUGAUGUUUUUCAGUUCUUUAUAUGUUCUGGAUAUAAGUCUGAGAGCUUGUUGGCUAAAAUUCUUAUCCAUUCUCUGGGUUUUCUUUUCACUUUGUUGGUGAUUUCUUUUUUUUUUUUUUUUUAAAUUUUAUUUAAGGAGAAAAAAAAAGCAGAGAAAGGGUACAAGUUAUACAGAUUUACAGAAAAAAUAAACAGUAGGAAAUCACUAGUUAAUGGAUUACAUAUUGUCAUCUUAGAAAUAAUUGUUCAAGUUACAAAAUUAAAGCUUAUAAAGUGGACAUUCCAACAGUGAGACUGCAAACAGUUCUGUUCAAUGAUCCAACAAAACUCAGUAAUAUCAUUAUAUAUCUUAUACACGUAAAUAUACAUGCAGUUAUAGCAUUUAGAGCACUUUCUUUUCCUCUCUUUUGCACAAUGACAAUUACACAUUUUGGGUUUUGUUGCUCGCACAGUUCUUAUUACUUUUUUGGAAGAGAGUAGAACCAAAUGUGACAUAACAGAAUAGUCAGUCAAAUCAAAAGGUUGGACAUAAUAGAUAAUGUAAAAUCAUAAUACUACGUGAUCAACAAUGGUUACCAUAAUGCCUCCCGCUAUCUCUAAUAGAAUUGCCUAUAUCAUUAGUUAUAAUAAAAUUUGAACAAAACAGUAAAGAACAAAACCAAAACAUUGGAGACAUUAUAGGUCUUCAAAAGUAGAUAAUAGUCAACCAGAAUGGGCAUCAUAAUGAAUCCCACUAUCUUCACAGCUGUUGCCUAAACUUUAGAACCUGGUACUAUCAAGCGAAACAGAAUAGAGGAACAUCAGUCAAAUCAAGAUGGUGAGAGCAAUACAGGGCUUUAAAUCAAGAUAAUGGAAAGUCAAAGUGGGUUACUAUAAUAUAUCCUGCUAUUUUUAAAUUUAUUUUUCCCUUAAAAGGAUAAAAAAAGUAAAUAAUAAAAUGGAGAUUGAGAUAAAAGAAGGUAUAACAGCAAAUCAGCGCAGAUCAAAACAUAACAAUUUAAGCAAAAUAGUGUUUCACCACAAUAUUAUCCCAACAUAAAAGCAGAUACCAUAUUGUCUCUUUCCUUGAAAUCUUUGAGUAUAACUUCAUAUACUGUAGCAUCAAAUAUAUCAAAACAAUGUAAAACCAUUUAAGAGAAUGACAAUAUUACAGGGUAUUUAGAAUCAACUAACAGAAAAUGAACAAUGGUUUCUGUAUAAUCUCCUUGUCUAUAAAAGGUUUUGCUUAUACUAUCAUAUGUAAUAAAAUCCAAUAAGAUACCACCUGUUUAGACGAAUGGAGACAGAAGAACAAAAGCUUGAUGAGACUUCAAAACAAGAUGAUACUAAAUCAGUAUUACCUCUUAAGACGUCAUUUUCUCCAAAAUAGCUGUUCCUAUCAUCCAGUCUUCUCUGCCUCAUUUCUGUUGAGCUCUUUUUCUGUCAUUAGUUGUCAGUUUGUCUUCUUCAUUUUGUUUUCUGCUCCAUUCAUUGUGGCCUCUCUGCCACUACUUCUGGAUUCUUCGUAUUUUUCUUUUUUAGAAUAUCUUGCAGUAUUCUCUGUAGAGUUGAAUUGGUGGUUGCAUAUUCCCCUAGUUCCUCUUUGUCCUGGAAGCACCUUGUUUUUCCAUCAAUUUCCAGGGAUAGUUGUGCGGGAUAUAUCAAUCUUGGCUGGAGAUUAUUAUCUUUCAAAGCUUGAAUUAUUUCCCCCCACGCUCUUCGUGAUUCGAUGGUUUGUGCCGAGAAGUCUGCUGUAAUUCUGAUGGGUGUUCCCUUGUAAGUGAUUUGUUUCUUGUCUCUGACGGCUUUUAGUAUUCUGUUCUUGUAUUUGAUUUCUGGAAUUUUAAUUAUUAUAUGCCUGGGUGUUGCUCUGUUUGGGUUGUAGGUGGCUGGGGUCCUGUAUGCUUCAUACAACUGAGUAUCUUUACCUUUUGCUAAAUUAGGAAAAUUCUCCUGGAUUAUUUCUGUGAGUAGCUUUUGUAGUUCAUUUGUUUGUGUCCCUACUUCUUUUAUGUUCUUAAUUCUUAAGUUAUAGGCCCUCUUAUCAUCUUCUAGUCUUUGUAUUAUUGCUGUUUGUUUCUUUGUUAUUUUUAAGAAGUUUUUCAUUUCAUGCUCCCAUAUUACAAAUCUGCCCUCCAGUUCAGAUAAUCUGUCCUUAGUUUCUUUCAAGCUGUUAUGCCAGUUUUCGAUACACUUUUUAGUUUUCUGGUAGUCUCUUUGAACCUGCUUCACAUAUUCUAUGCUUUCUCUAUUUUCUCCAUUAAACAAUUCUCCCCUCUUUUUCUGUUCUUCCAUUCCACUAUCUGUUUUUUCUUGGGUGGUGCUUAGCAUUUCUCUAACUAUUCUGCUUAUGUCUAGCUUCAGAUCAUUAAUAACUUCAUUCCUGAACUUGUCUAUUAGGCUCUCGAGAUAGCACUUUAUGUCUAUUGGUGCUGUGUCUGCUGUUGUCUCUUUCUCAGGAUUGGGGGCCGAGGACCCUUUCUUGUUGCUGCCUCGUCCCAUAUUCUUUGUUCCUUAUAUAUGCAAGCGUAUAUAGGAGGCCCAGCUUCCUUCCCUGUCAGUCACAGUGUGAUUGAAUUGCGCCGGCUAGGUGUUCCCACCCACUGCAGCACACCAGGAAGUUGCAGACCAGGCAGCCUAUGCGGGGCUCACCCCUCCAGGUCAAUCUACCUUCAGGAGCUGGGACCUGGGCUGUGUUAGCCUACUGGGUCUCAGCCAGCAGUGUCACGUGGGCUACGCACUGCUCACCAAUCCCGUUUGAGAGGGGGAUACGUGACUGAUGUCACUGCAGCGCCCUGUUCCUGCAAGUCUGCCCGGUCCCAGAAUGUCCUCUGUUGGAGUCUCCUAGACUGUGGAAGAAUCCCAGUUUUCCCUCACUCACCGGAGAUGGAUGCAUGGCUGUCCGCCCGUCCUGCUCUCAACUCUGUUCACCGAUUCCCGUUCUCAGAGCUUCCGUAUGUCUCUCUCCCUGCGGAGCUGAUGCAGACGCAGCGGCGGCGGUGAGAAACCCAAAUCGCGUCUUCCAAUGGUGCGGGCUCCAGCUUCCAUGCUGAGGCUUUAUCUGUUCCUGUUAUAGCACCAGGAUUGCAUUCCCAGUUGGUUUCUCUCAGCCCAGUUUGUUCUUGGGUCACCGGGGCAUAUCUCCUUUUGCUUAUGAUUCCUUACUCAGCACCGUUCCUGAAUUCUAAGCUGGGUGUUUCAGAGAGCCUCCGUAGCUGCUGCUAUCUGUCCACCAUGUUCUCCCAGAAGCGGUGAUUUCUUUUAAAGUGCAGAAACUUUUUAAUAAUAUGAGGUCCCAGUUGUUGAUUCUUGGAAGUAUUUCCCAUGCAGUUUGCAUUUUGUUCAUGAAUUCUCUACCUACCUAUAUGUCUCAAGGUAGAUAGAUUUCUACCUACCUUGUCCUCCAGUGUAUUUAGUGUUUUUAUUUUAAUAUUUAGAUCCUUGAUCCAUUUUGACUUUAAGUGUAUGAUGAUAGGUAUGGGUCUAGUUUCAGUCUUCAGCAUGUGGGGAGCCAAUUUUUCUAACACCAUUUAUUAAAGAGGCUAUCCUUCCAGUGAACAUGUUUAGCCCCUUUGUAAAUGUCAGGUGGCUGGAUGUCUUUGUAGUAGUGUUUUUGUCUUCUAAUCUGUUCCAUUGAUCCUCAAAUCUGUUUCUUUGCCAGUACCAUGCUGAUUUUAUCACUAUGGCUUUGUAGUAUAGUUUCAAGUCAGGAACUGAAAUGCCUUCUGUCUUGCCUUUGUUGCCCAGAAUAGCUUUUGCUGUUCUAGGUUUCUUCUAUUUCCAAAUGAAUUUUAGGAAUAUUUUCUCUAGAUCUGUAACGUAUGUUAGUGGCAUUUUGAUUGGGAUUGCAUUGAAUCUGUGUAACAGUUUUGGGAGUAUGGCCAUUUUCAUAAUGUUGGUUCUUCCUAACCAAGAGUAAGGAAAAUCCUUCCAUUUUCUAAUAUCUUCUUCAAUCUCCUUUUUUAGCAUAGUAUAAUUUUCAGCAUAUAGAUCUUUUAUAUUCUUGGUUAGGUUGGUUCCUAAGUAUCUGAUUUUUUUUUUAGAUGUUAUUGUGAAAGGCAAUAUUUCCAUAAUUUCUCUCUAGGUGAGUUUUUUGUUUGUGUACAGGAAUGCUAUAGAUUUUUGAGUGUUGACUUUGUAUACUGCUACACUGCUGAAUUUGUUUUUUUGCCUCUAGUAGUCUUUUAAUGGAGUUUUUGGAUCUUCUUUAUAGAGCAUCAUGUCUUCUGCAAAUAAUGAUAAUUUAAAUUCUUCUUUUCCUAUUUUUGUUCCUUUUAUUUCUCCCUCUUGUCUGAUUGCUCUGGCUAAUAUUUCUAGAACUAUAUUGAAUAGGAGUGGUGAUAGUGGACAUCCUGAUUUUAGAGUGAAGGCUUUCAGUUUUUUUCCAUUUAGUAUAAUGUUGGCUGUUGGUUUCUCAUAGAUGGCCUUUAUGAUAUUGAAGUAGGUACCAUCUAUUCCUAGUUUCUGGAGGGUUUUUAUCAUGAACAGCGGUUGGAUUUUAUCAAAAGCUUUUUCUGCAUCUAUUGAGAUGAUCGUGUGACUUUUAUUUUUGGCUCUGCUGAUGUGUAUUACAUUUAUUGAUUUGCAUAUAUUGAGCCAUCUGCAUUCCUGGAAUAAAUCCCACUUGGUCAUGGUGUAUAAUCUUCUGGAUGAUGUGCUGCAUUCUAUUUGCCAGUUUUUAUUGAGAAUCUUUGCAUUAUUGUUCAUUAUUAAGAUUGGUCUAUAGUUCUCCUUUUCAGUUGGGUCUUUCUCUGGUUUUCGUAUCAGAGUGAUACUUGCCUCUAAGAAUGACUUAGGGAGGACUGCUUCUCUUUCAGUUUCAUUAAAGAGCUUAAGGAGUAUUGGCAUUAAAUUUUCUCUAAAUUUCUUACAGAAUUCAGUCAUGAAUCCAUUAGAACCUGGGUUUUUUGUUAUGAAGUUUUUAAUCACGUUUUCGAUUUCAGUAGCUGAUACUGGGUUACUCAAAAUUGUUACAUCUUUUUGAUUGAGCUUUGGUAGUUCAUACAUUUCUAAAAUUGUCCAUUUCCUCUGUGUUUUCCACCCUAUGUGAUUAAAAAAUUUUAAAGUGUUCAUUAUUUUUUGAAUUUCUAUGGGAUAUGUAGUAAUUUCCCUCUUUUCAGUCCUUAUUGAUGGAUUUGAGUUUUUUCUUUCUUUUUCUUGAUAAGAUUGGCUAGAGGUUUAUCAAUUUUGUUUAUUCUCUCAGAAGCCAGCUCUUUGAUUCAUUAAUUCUUUGUAUUGUCUUUUUGGUUUCAAUUGCAUUAAUUUCUGCUCUAAUCUUUACAGUUUCCUCUCUUCUAUGACCUUUGGGUUUGACUUGCUCUUCCUUUUCUAGAAGCUUGAGAUGUAGCAUUAGGUUAUUUAUUUGUGCUCAUUCCGUUUUCUUGAUGUGACUAUUUAUUGCUAUUUAUUUACGUCUUAGGACUGCUUUCACUGUGUCCCAUAGGUUACAGUAUGUUGUAUCUGCAUUUUCAUUGUAUUGCAUGUAUUGUUUUAUUUCUUCUUUGAUUUCAUCUGCCACCCAUGGGUUGUUCGGAAGGUUGUUAUUUAAUUUCUGUAUAUUUAUGCAAGUUUUACAGGGGAUUUUGGUCAUUGAUUUCCGAUUUUAGUGUGCUAUGAUCAGAUAUUAUGCAUGGGAUAAUUUUGCUCCCUUUGCAUUUAGUUAAGAAUGCUUUAUGGGUUAAUAUAUGGAGUAUUUUUGAGAAUGUUGCAUGACUGUGGUGAAGCAGAAAUGUCAUGCUGGAAAGGCUUGGAGGAUGAAAGCUGCUCCCCUCAUGGCAGCUGGGAAACAGAGAGAGACGGAAAUCACCCGAGAGAAGGCUUUGUGAUGCAUUGGAAGGACCCUGGGAGACCUUCAAGCCAUGCAGUAGAGGCAGUAACCUUUGAGGAUGUGGCUGUGACUUUCACCAUGGAAGAGUGGACUUUGUUGAAUCCAUCUCAAAAGACACUCUAUAGAGAGGUGAUGUGGGUUACCUUUAUGAACAUGGCUACUAUGGGACCAACAUGGGAUAACCAGAAUAUUGACGUGGAAUACAAAAGUUGGUGGCAAAAUGUAAGAAAUGAAGAAAUAGAGAAAUGCUAUGAAUACAAAGCUUGGAAUCAACAUGAAGAAAUACUUCUUGAGACCACAGAUGCUAAUGGAAAUACGAAAGAAGCUGGUUUAAAAUCAGCUGAAAUCUUUACUUGGACAAAAUCCCUCAUUGAUCAUUCAUUGCCAAAUGUGCCCGUCACCACUCACACUGUACUCAAAACAUGUCAGUGUGAGGAUUUUGAAAAGAAUCUGCCUAAAUGUGAUGAACCCAGGAAUAAUUACAGCGAUUCUCAGUCCUUUUCAAUCCAAGCAAGAACAAAGGCCCUAGAGAAACCCUAUAAAUAUGAACAAUGUGGGACAGCCUAUUCUGAUCUUGGUGAAAGUAUUCACCCUGAAGUGAAGACCUUUGUAUGUAAGGAAAAUGUGGCAGUCUCUAGUACACACAGUGACAUUCAUAUUUAUAAAAAUAGUGAGAUUGAGGGAAGUUCACCUGUAUGUAAACAAUCUGGGCAAACAUUCACUACAUCUAACUGUUGGCAAAGACAUGAAAGAAGUGACACUAGGGAAAAACCCUAUGAAUGUAAGCAAUGUGGGAAAUUUUUCACUGGAACCAAAUAUUUGAAAAUACAUGAAAGAAUUCACACUGGGGAUAAUCUCUAUGUGUGUCAGCAAUGUGGGAAAGCAUUCACUACAUCAAAAUAUUGGAAAAUGCAUGAAAGAAUUCACACUGGGGAAAAGACUUGUGUAUGUAAGCAUUGUGGGAAAGUAUUCAGUACACACAGUAGUUGCCAAAGACAUGAAAGAAUUCACAGUGGGGAGAAACCCUAUGAGUGUAACCAAUGUGGGAAAGCAUUCAGUACAUACAGUUAUUGUAAAAUACAUGAGAGAAGUCACACUGGGGAGAAACCCUAUGAAUGUCAGCAAUGUGGGAAAGCAUUCUCCUCACAUAGCUCAUGUAAAAGACAUGAACGAAGUCACACUAGAGAAAAAUCCUAUGAAUGUAAGCAAUGUGGGAAAGCAUUCUCCUCACAUAGCUCAUGUAAAAGACAUGAACGAAGUCACACUAGAGAAAAAUCCUAUGAAUGUAAGCAAUGUGGGAAAACCUUCACUACCCUGUCUCAUGAGAAAAUACAUGAAAGAAGUCACACCGGGGAGAAACCCUAUGAAUGUAAGCAAUGUGGGAAAGCAUUCUCCUCGCACAGCUAUUGUAAAAGACAUGAAAGAAUUCAUACUGGGGAAAAAUCCUAUGAAUGUAAGCAAUGUGGGAAAGCAUUCAGUACACACAGUUAUUGUAAAAUCCAUGAAAGAAGUCAUACUGGAGAGAAACCCUAUGAAUGUAACCAAUGUGGGAAAGCAUUCAGUACACACAGUUAUUGUAAAAUCCAUGAAAGAAGUCACACUGGGGAGAAACCCUAUGAAUGUAAGCAAUGUGGGAAAGCGUUCACUACACACAGUUGUUUUAAAAUACAUUUAAGAAUUCACACUGGUGAGAAACCCUUUGUAUGUAACCAGUGUGGGAAAGCAUUCACUACACAUAGCUGUUUUAAAAUGCAUAAAAGAAUUCACACUGGGGAGAAACCCUAUGAGUGUAACCACUGUGGGAAAGCAUUCACUACACUUGAGUAUUGGAAAAUACAUGAAAGAAUUCAUACUGGCGAGAAACCGUAUGAAUGUAAGAAAUGUGGUAAAGCAUUCAUUGCUCACAAUACUUGUAAAAGACACGAAAGAAUUCACACAGGGGAGAAACCCUAUGUGUGUAAGCAAUGUGGGAAAGGAUUCACUACACUCAGUUGUUUUAAAAUACAUAAACGAAUUCAUACUGGAACGACACCCUAUGAAUGUAAGCAAUGUGGGAAAGUAUUGAGUGCUCACAAGAGUUGUAAAAUACAUGACAGAAGUCACUCUGGGGAGAAACCCUUUGUAUGUUAGCAGUGUGGAUGAGCAUUCACUACACACAAUUGUCUUUAAAAUACAUGAAAGAAGUCACACUGGGGAGAAUUCCUAUGUAUUUAAUCAAUGUGGGAAGGCAUUCACUAUCCCCUUAUAUUGGAAAAUAUAUAAAAGAUUUCAUACUGGAGAGAAACCCUAUCAAUGUAAACAACAUAUAAAAGCAUUUAUUAUAUAUGUUUGUCAAAGACAUUAAUGAUGUCACAUCAAGUGAACCAAGAUGUCACACAAGAAACCAUAUGUAUGAUGGGCAUUUGAGAAAGGAUUUUCUAAGUUCUUGUUUUGUUGACAUGAAAGAAGUCACAUACGUAUGAAAUCCUGUGUGUAUAUGUCAAUGCUGGAAGGUAUUUACUAAGUUUUCAUUUUUUAGACCUUAAAGAAACACAUCUGGAAGAAACCAUAUGAGUAUAAGCAAUCCAGAAAAGCAUUUGGGACUCAUAUGUACUAUCAAAUACAUUGUAAAAAGUCACACUGGAGAAAUGUUGUAUAUCUAAGACUGUUUUGAAUAUCUGGUGAAAAUUUUUCAUAUAGAUAAGACUGAUGUCAAUUUUUUCUUUGUAAGUUUUCCAGAAAAACACAUGCCUAGAUACGUAAAUGCCUAGAUACGUAAAUACAGUGCAGUGUGUUUUUCUCAUAAGUUUUUGGAGUCUUUAUAAUGAUUAGUAUAAAAAUAAAAAAUCAAGUUGAAAGAGAAAAGAGAUGCAGCAAAGUUAACACUAUAUUUAUAUGGUAUUGUCUUUAUGAUAUUCUUUUACUUAGGAAAUGAAACAACCUGCUAGAGUAAUUUUAGUGUCAUUGGCACUCUACUGAAAUGGUUACAUAAAAGCUGUUUGAUUUUACUUUUUUAAGGAUUGGCCUUUUAAAUGACAUUCAGACUUUUCUUUCAUUCUGAUUCUACAAUGAUACUUUCGUGAUCUUCAUAAAGACCAGGUUAUAAGAUUUUGUUUUAGUGUGUAUGAGACACAUUUUAAUAUUUGUAAAUUAAACUUUCCUUGUGUAAGCUGAA
This is a messenger RNA of Cavia porcellus (domestic guinea pig), 12777 nucleotides long. RefSeq names its product zinc finger protein 431-like. The record is from RefSeq and is a predicted model, not a curated record. The transcript has 3 exons. Gene Ontology annotation, molecular function: RNA polymerase II cis-regulatory region sequence-specific DNA binding; DNA-binding transcription factor activity, RNA polymerase II-specific. Bases 9462 to 11753 code for a protein of 763 amino acids. NCBI's taxonomy places the organism in Eukaryota, Metazoa, Chordata, Mammalia, Rodentia, Caviidae. Gene Ontology annotation, biological process: regulation of transcription by RNA polymerase II.